Ambispora gerdemannii is the source of this 2044-nucleotide messenger RNA. Lineage: Eukaryota; Fungi; Glomeromycota; Glomeromycetes; Archaeosporales; Ambisporaceae. The record is from the annotation of a GenBank genome assembly.
AUGUCAGACACUCAGGCCCAAAGGGGCGAAUCUAAAGAUUCAUCAAAAAUCGAUUCGUUGCAAGAAUUAAAUUCUCAACUCAUUGCCACGAUUGCUGAGCUUAGAAAGGAGAAUGCUGACAUCAAGGCUGAGAAUACAAAGUUAAAACAAGAUAAAGAAGAAAUCGAGGCCAGAAUCACACAUAAUACCCCUUUGGCAAUGUCGAUUCCGCCAAUACCACCCGUUCCUUUAGUAUCGACUUAUUCAUCACGUGAGGCAAAAACCGUUUCCAGUGGAAACGAUCAGAGAAAGGUUUUGUCAAAAUCUUCUGAGCUGAUACAAAUUGGUCCUGAUGACAGAGUAUUUAAUGAUGGGAAGGAUAUCGGCACAAGCCGGUAUGACAGUGCCGAAAUUAACGAGUCUUGUGUUACCCAAAUUUCAAAGACCCUCAUUCCAGAGUUUGCACCAAACUUGGCUCGCUUGUUUGAAAAAGCAACCAAGACAGGUCAGAAAGAAAUUUUACGUUGGUAUAAUUAUUCUCUUGAAAUCGAGAGCAAAGUUCUUGCUAUUAUGGAUGAAAGUAAGGCUAAAGAAAAAACUGUGAGAUCCUGGAUAUACAAAGAAAUGCUACGGCAUCUACCUGGCGUUUCACCUGUUUCCUUGCGGAUUAAAACGUGUAGAGCGAAAAAAAUUCUUAAGCUAUUUGGUGAAAAAGGGGUUGGGGUUGAUCUAAUUAAGCAAGUCUCAUAUAGUGCAAGAGAAAUCUCCAGCCUUACUAAUGCUCAAAUUCAGAAUAUUAUAAAUCAAGUAGUUACAAAAACCGUUUCCACUGGAAACGAUCGGAAAAAUUCAGAAGUAACCAAAAUAAAUAUAUCACUCACACCUCAAGUAAAUAUACUUACCAAAUCUGAGACCUCCGACUCUUUCGGCUCUGAGAAACUAUCAGAAGCCAAGAUAAGUUUGCCACCAAUCACUCAACCCAAGAAGAUCACACUAGUCAUCCCGUAUGAUUCCUGCGCUUCCUAUAUCAAUACAGUAUUGAAGGAGUACCUUUACCUAUCUUUGCGACAUAGUGACGAAUUUAACGAUUGUUACGAAUUCAAUGACUCAGGAGUAUGUCCAGGAUGUGAGAAAGAGCAUAGUAAAGGGUAUGUAUUUGGUAUAGUUGGUCAAUGCAGAAAUGGUUCUUACUAUGUUAAGUGCCAAAACUCACUCCAUGAAAAAGAAAUCAGUGAAGUUGGCACGGCCAAGAUGAGUAUAUCAUCUACAUUUCAAGUCUUGGAUUCUUCUGAUCUGAAAACUCAGACAAGUAUACCUCCCACACCUCAACCCAAGAAGGUCUUACCUGAAGAACAGAAUAAUAUGACCCAUGACCGUGCUAUUUUCCGCAAUAAAGCAUUGGAACAAUAUCCUGAUCUAUAUUAUGAAUUCAGUAGUGAAAAUGUUGAUUAUUACGGAAUUACUGUUGAGACAUUAUGUUCUUUAUGCAAGUUAGACCAUGAUGAUGAGGAAGACAUAGAAGCCAAGUCUGAUGAGGUACUAACCCCCGAAUAUCUGGAUUGGUAUUCCGAAUUAACUGAUUUGCCAACCACUAUAUCUGAUAAACUUCGUUCCAAGUUAUAUAAAAUAUAUAAGAAAAAAACUGGGCUUGAUCCCUGGAUAAACUCUGAAACUUCCGAAUCUAAACAAAUCAAAAAUGCUGAUAAUCAUUCUUUGCAAGACUUUAUUAUUAAGAUUUCUAAAUUUCCAGAAGAGAAAGAUGUGAUUAUUGAAGCAGUACAGAAACGAUUUCCUUUCUUGAAUCGAAUGCAUGACAUCGGGAUAGGCUGGCUUACGUCAUAUACCAUCGAACAUGGAAUAGAUCCUGAGAAAUUUUUGGUCAUUACUGAGGCUGAGAAAAAUAGGUGGGCCAUGGGAUGUUUUCGUGGAAAUUUGAAAAGAGAUAUAUGCUUCUAUCGUGAUGGAAUAGAAAGAAAAGAAGACCCUAGAAAAUAUCGUAAAUUUUUAACAGAUUGGGAGAGGCUGGUCGGUGAAGAGUUAUUACAUCGCAGUAUACUAAAGAGCG